AGGGUACUGUCCAUAAAAGCCAAUUAAUAAUUUAACAUGAAAAUAUUGAUUGUGAAUAUGAUUGUUUAUUCUUUGUUUAGCAAUGAGCUUAAGACAUAUUCUCUGUCCUCAUUUCAGCCAAAACCAAAGUCGAAGAUCUCUGCAUCUCGCAGACUCUUCUUGAAGACCAAGCUGGUGAAGAAGGCCAUGGCUAUGUUGAUGGCUGAAAAGGAGCAGAAGGUGAUUGACAGAGAAAGCACACUGAGUGAACGAGUCCCAGCACUCAACCUCUCUGGGCUGUCUGUACAGGACCUGCAGACUCUUUGUAAAGAACUGCACCAGAAAAUUGAUGUUGUUGAUGAAGAGCGGUACGACAUCUCAAUGAAAGUCUCCAAAAGUGAUGCAGAGAUUGAAAAUCUGACCAUGAAGAUCAUUGAGCUGAAGGGCAAGAAGCGACCUCAGCUGAAGAGGGUGAGAGUAUCAGCUGAAGCCAUGAUGGGGGCCCUGCUGGGAGCCAAGAUCAAAGAGUCUGUCGACUUCAAGGCCAACCUCAAGACUGUCAAGAAGGAAGAGGAGAAGAAAGAGGAAGUGACUGAUUGGCGUAAGAAUGUGGAUGCCAUGUCUGGCAUGGAGGGCAGAAAGAAGAUGUUCGCUGCUUCCUAAUAGCCACGGGUGGAACGAUGACAUCAUUAUGACUUCUCAGUGUUAAACUUACAUUAUGACAGUCAAGGAACAGAGUUAGUUUGCAUGGUGUUACGUAGCUACAGAGUCUCUUGCGUUGUUAUGUGUACAUACGUUUUGUGUGUGCACGCAAAUCACAUUUAUAUCAUAUGAUAAUUAUAGUCACUCAAUGGAAAAUAAUGUUUUAUCUUUAUGUAAUAUGUUAUGGAAUGUGGUUAUUAUAUACACUACCGUUUAAAAAUUUGGGGUCACGUAGAAAUGUCCUGGUUUUUGAAAGAAAAGCACAUUUUUUGUCCGUUAAAAUAACAUCAAAUUCAUCAGGAAUACAGUGUAGACAUUGUUAAUGUUGUAGAAGGCCAGCAUAUGGGGGUUUCCUCUUCAUUGUUGACGUUGAGAUUGGUGUUUUGUGGGUACUAUUUAUUGAAGAUGCCAGUUGGGGACUUGUGAGGCGUCUGUUUCUCAAACUAGACACUCUAAUGUACUUGUUCUCUUGUUCAUUUGUGCACCGGGGCCUCCCACUCCUCUUUCUAUUCUGGUUAGAGCUAGUUUGUGCUGUUCUGUGAAGGGAGCAGUACACAGUGUUGUACGAGAUCUUCAGUUUCUUGGCAAUUUCUCGCAUGGAACAGCCUUCAUUCCUCAGAACAAGAAUUGACUGACGAGUUUCAGAAGAAAGUUCUUUGUUUCUGGCCAUUUUGAGCCUGUAAUCAAACCCCAAAAUGCUGAUGCUCCAGAUACUCAACUAGUCUUAAGAAGGCCCGUUUUAUUGCUUCUUUAAUCAGGAUAACAGUUUUCAGCUGUGCUAAUAUAAUUGCAAAAGGGUUUUCUAAUGAUCAAUUAGCCUUGUAAAAUGAUACACUUGGAUUAGCUAACACAACGUGACAUUGGAACACAGGAGUGAUGGUUGCUGAUAAUGGGCCUCUGUACUCCUAUGUAGAUAUUCCAUAAAUAAAUCCGCCGUUUCCAGCUACAAGUCAUUUACAACAUUAACAACAUCUACACUGUAUUUCUGAUCAAUUUGAUGUUAUUUUAAUGGACAAAAAAUGUUGCUUUCCUUUUAAAAACAAGGACAUUUCUAAAGUGACCCCAAACUGUUGGACAGUAGUGCAUAUUAUAUGGUAUUGACAUGCAAAAUGUUGGAUGUUUGAAGUUAUCCAAAUAUGAUUGAGUUACUGACAAUAAAUUACUUGUGUU
Molecule: messenger RNA, 1851 nt
Organism: Oncorhynchus keta (chum salmon)
Lineage: Eukaryota; Metazoa; Chordata; Actinopteri; Salmoniformes; Salmonidae
Product: troponin I, slow skeletal muscle-like
Exons: 5
Coding region: 37-642 (201 amino acids)
Biological process (GO): muscle contraction
Cellular component (GO): troponin complex
Source: RefSeq, a predicted model, not a curated record